AUGCUUCAAUCCGUAUUCCUUCAAGAACCAACGUCAUUGCUAACAACAAGCUCGACGCCGCGUAGCACCGCCGAAGAAAGCCCCACGCCAUCAUUCCGGUACGAUUUCCAAGAUCUGAAAGCCAAGGUCCCCGCCACCUCCUCCCAAUCCUACAAAUCCCUGGCCAUCCUCUCCGGCCACGUCGGCUCCGUCUCCUGCCUCGCCCUCUGCGGCGAAUUCAUCCUCAGCGCCUCCCACGCCAACGACAUCAUCGUCUGGCAGCAGCCCGACCUCCGCCUCUUCACCAAAUUCGGCCAGGGCGACGGCGCCGUCAAGGCCAUCCUCACCUCCGGCAACCGCGUCUUCACCGCCCACCAGGACAGCCGCAUCCGCGCCUGGCAGGUCUCCCGAUCCUCCGAGAAUGUGUUCCGCCUCAUCGACACCCUCCCCACCACCAAGGACUAUCUAGGAAAAUGCAUGAAGCAGAGGCGCAACCACAAGUCCCUCUGGAUCGAGCAUUCCGACACUAUCUCCUGCCUCGCCCUCUCCGCCGGCCUCAUCUACUCCGCCUCCUGGGACAAGACCCUUAAGGUCUGGCGCCUCUCCGACUUCAAGUGCCUCGAGUCCGUCCGCGCCCACGACGACGCCAUCAACGGCAUCUCCGCGGGGAAUGGCAUGGUCUACACUGCCUCGGCCGACGGCCGGAUCAAGGCCUGGGGGCGGGGCGUUGCGGGGCUGUCGUGCAGGAAGGUGCUGGAGGGCCACAAGGAUGUGUCCUUCAAUGCUGUGGUGCUGACGGAGGAUGGGGGCUUCGUGUACGGGGGUGGCUCGGAUGGGAGCCUUAUGGGGUGGCGUUGGGAGGGGUGGAGGCCUGUUUGUGAUGUCAGGGCGCAUGAGUCUGCGGUGUUGUGCCUGUGCUUGAUGGGGGAGAGGAUGAUGUGCAGCGGGUCCGCGGAUAAGAACAUUUGCGUGUGGAGGAGGGAGGUGGGUGGUGGGGUGUUUAGGCAUAUGGUGGUCAAGGGGCACCACGGCCCGGUGAAGUGCCUGCAGGCGUCGCCGCUCAGGGUUGGCGGCGGCUUCAUGUUGUAUAGUGGGAGUCUUGAUAGGAGUCUUAGGGUUUGGUGGGUGCCAAUUGAAUGUGUUAUUUAG
Molecule: messenger RNA, 1128 nt
Organism: Salvia hispanica
Lineage: Eukaryota; Viridiplantae; Streptophyta; Magnoliopsida; Lamiales; Lamiaceae
Product: protein JINGUBANG-like
Molecular function (GO): protein binding
Source: RefSeq, a predicted model, not a curated record